GCAUAACCCGAAACGCUCAUCCUCUAGAAACGUCGUCGCCUCCGCUUGCCCUACGCAACCACGGAAAAGAAAAACAUAAUACUACUCCAGCUACUAUAGUAAUAAAGAAAAUCAGAAAUCAAUGACGACGGUGGCGACAGACGCCCAUCGCUAACUUCUCGCCUCUUGUCGCUCUCCCUCUCAAAACAUUCUUCUUUUCCGGCAGAUAAGUAGUAGUAGUUUGCAGAUCCGGGUUCGGGUCAUCAAAUCCGGACCUCUUGAUUUUGCCAAAAUGCCUUCCCGCAGAAGAACGCUUUUGAAGGUCAUCAUCCUCGGUGACAGCGGGUUUUGAUAUGCCAUGACAUCGUUUUCUGCUAUAAUGAUCUGAGUUCAGCAUAGGGAGAAAGUUAUGGCUUUUGUCUUUGGUGAUUUUUUUUUUUUGGGUUCUGUUUUUUUGAAUUGCAGGGUGGGGAAGACCUCAUUGAUGAAUCAGUAUGUAAACAAGAAGUUCAGCAAUCAAUACAAGGCAACUAUUGGAGCUGAUUUCUUGACAAAAGAAGUGCAGUUUGAAGACAGGCUCUUCACUUUGCAGAUUUGGGAUACAGCAGGGCAGGAAAGGUUUCAGAGCCUUGGUGUUGCUUUCUAUCGUGGUGCGGAUUGCUGUGUCCUUGUUUACGAUGCGAAUGUGAUGAAGUCUUUUGAUAAUCUAAAUAAUUGGAGGGAAGAGUUCCUCAUACAGGCCAGUCCUUCAGAUCCAGAUAAUUUUCCAUUUGUUGUGCUGGGAAACAAGAUUGAUGUGGAUGGUGGAAAUAGUAGAGUGGUGUCUGAGAAAAAGGCCCGAGCAUGGUGUGCCUCUAAGGGAAACAUUCCAUACUUUGAGACUUCUGCAAAGGAUGGCACAAAUGUGGAAGAAGCUUUUCAAUGCAUUGCCAAAAAUGCCUUAAAAAGUGGAGAAGAAGAAGAAAUAUACUUGCCUGACACUAUUGAUGUUGCAAGCAGCAGCCAGCAGAGGUCAUCUGGGUGCGAGUGUUAAAUUGAGUAACAUGGUCUUGAGUCUGAUUACAGAACAAAUCCUCCAAAGCACUCCACCAUCUGGCUCAUCUUCAUUUUAUUUAUUUGAUUUAUGAGGCCAAACUUGUACAUUGAUGUUUGCGUGAGAAAAGCUGAUGGUCUCUAGAUGUUUGUUGACUUUCAGAAGUUUAUCCUCCUCUGUAUCUAUUGCCUGUUUUCAUAAAGCUUCCUAGUAUUCCAUGCUCUCUUCUGUCAAUAGUGAACAGGAUGUUUUCCUUUCCGACAAUGCCAGACAGCAAUCCUCUGCUUACUUGUGCCA
Messenger RNA from Coffea arabica (coffee), 1309 nucleotides. Lineage: Eukaryota; Viridiplantae; Streptophyta; Magnoliopsida; Gentianales; Rubiaceae. The record is from RefSeq and is a predicted model, not a curated record.